UUAAAAGCACACGACCAUAGUCAGACUGCGUGGAGUUUGAAGUUUGUCGAGGUUGACAGUAGUUCAAUUAAAUUUAUCCGAUAAAAAUCGUACAAUAUGACUGCUAAUAUUUUAAACAUUGUUUGCGGUCUUGUGUGCGUUGUCAUCGUGUGUGUAAAUGCCGCUCCUUCAUCGAAAUUACCUAAAGGUUUUAUACAAUGCAAAAAAAGUGAUCCUAAUUUUGAUGGAUGUUUAAAGAUGGGACUUCAAAGUGCUGUGCCACAUUUAGCAAAAGGUGUUCCAAACUUGGGAAUACUCAAAAUGGAUCCGCUGCGAAUCUCUUCACUGCUGAUAGACCAAGGCAAGGGGCCAGUUAGCAUUAAACUGGACUUUAAAAAUUUGGAUAUCAUUAACUUGAAAUCCAUUAUCAUUGAUAAAAUGCAUUAUAGUCCAGAAUCGUAUAGUUUGAGUGCUGAGUUACAUCCCGAAAAAUCUAUAAUUUUGGACGGCGAUUAUGAAAUAUCUGGAAAAGUAUUAAUUCUUCCAAUUGUUGGAAAGGGAAGAUGUAAAAUUGUCUUAGAUGUUUCGAAACUUGUUGGCACUGUUCAAAUGAAACCAGUGAUGAAGAACGGAAACAAACAUUUAGAAAUUGUAAACAUAGCAUGGAAAUUCACACCUACAAAAUUGAACCUCAAAUUUGAAAAUUUGUUCAACGGAGAUAAAGCCUUAGGAGAUAACAUGAACGUAUUCCUUAACGAGAAUUGGCGUGAACUUAUAAUUGAACUGCAACCGGCUAUUGAAGAUGUUUUUGGCACUGCCUUCAAAGAAAUUGGUCAAAACUUCUUAAACCGUGUUCCCGAAAAUCAAGUACUCCUAGAUUCUUGCACAUCAAAAUCAUACAAUAUGAGUAAUAUCACUGCUUUUAUCGUAAAGUUUGUUUGUUGUCUUGUGUACAUUUUUGUCGAGACCAGCCACGCUGCACCUUCCACAAAACUGCCAAAAGGUUUCGUGCAAUGCAAAUUAAGUGAUCCAGCUUUAAACGAAUGUAUCAGAGAUGGGCUUCAACGGGCCACUCCUUAUUUGGCAAAAGGUAUUCCGAGUCUUGGAUUACUCCCAUCAGAUCCAUUGAGAGUCAAUUCAUUAGGAAUAGAUCAGGGUAUAGGGGCUGUGAAUCUGAAGUUUAAGGAUCUAGAUAUUUUAAACAUGAAAUCGACGAUUGUCAAGGACUUGACAUAUGAUACAAAGAACUAUACUUUGAAUAUCGCUCUAGUCGUUCAAAAACCAAUUGUGUUGGAAGGUCAAUAUGAAACAAAUGGUAGAGUAAUAAUUUUGCCCAUUAAUGGGAAUGGAACAUGUAGAUUUUCUUUAGACAAUUACAAAUCUUUUAGUGUUGUUAAAAUGAAGCCAGUACUUAAAAAUGGCAAUACACAUUUAGAAAUCAAAAGUUUAGAUUGGAAGUUUACCACUUCGAAAAUGCAUUUAAAAAUGAAUAAUUUAUUUAAUGGAGACAAACUUUUAGGUGACAACAUGAACGUAUUUUUAAAUGAGAAUUGGAUGGAACUGUUAAAAGAAAUGCAGCCAGCUUUUGAAAAGGCUUUGAGUGUUGCUUUUAUUUCAAUCGCACAAGAGUUCUUUAACAGGAUACCAUUAAAUCAAAUUUUUAUUGAUUAAAUAUUUAAACACUAAUUAUGUUAUAUUAUAUUACUCAUAUUAUUGUAAAGUAAAUUAAUUUUAAGUAAUUGUUAUAUCUUAAACUGCAAUAUUCUUAAUUUAAAAAUAACUUAUGGAAUUACUAUGUUAUUUAAUUUAAUAUAAUGAUAAGUAUAAAUGUAUAAGUGUUGAAAUAAUAGCCAGCGUAUCUCAAUAAGUAAUAACAUUAAUCUUAGUUUUGUAUUUAUUGUACAUAAAUAUUUAUAUAUAGAAUCAACUAGUAAUUUUUAACUAUGUAAAAAAUGUCCGUUAAUGAGACUAUAUAAAUAUAUUCAUAUUCAAUAA
Molecule: messenger RNA, 1974 nt
Organism: Myzus persicae (green peach aphid)
Lineage: Eukaryota; Metazoa; Arthropoda; Insecta; Hemiptera; Aphididae
Exons: 12
Coding region: 97-1650 (517 amino acids)
Source: RefSeq, a predicted model, not a curated record